CGUUUCUUGAGGCGCGUGUCGGCGGGGCAGCCAGCCUCCUGAGGGAAGCUCCAGAGAUGGGCUGGCAGGCAUUCGGGGGUCAUGGAUGUCUGGCGGCGUUUUACGCGAUCUGCCUAGGUCUUCUCAAGGUGCUCAGGUGUUGGAGUGAGGUACGGCCUGUGGAGAUCACGGAGCCCUGGUUCCGCAUCCGUGUGGCUCGUGCAGCUUCCACCUCGGGAUCCUCUUCACCAUGACCAGACGCCCCCGGAGCAGCAGGGCCUGGCAUUUUGUCCUGAGCGCGGCCCGCCGAGAUGCGGAUGCCCGGGCCAUGGCUCUGGCGGGUACCACUAACUGGAGCUAUGACUCUGACGGGCAGCACAGUGACUCGGAUUCUGACCCCGAGUAUUCAUCCCUGCCGCCGGCCAUCCCCAGCGGUGUGCCUGUGACUGGGGAGUCCUUCUGCGACUGUGAUGGUCAGAGUGAGGCUUCUCUCUGCAGCAGCCUGCACACGGUGCACCGCGGCAAGGACUGCCGCUGUGGGGAGGAAGAUGAGUAUUUUGACUGGGUCUGGGAUGACCUGAACAAGUCUUCUGCCACCUUGCUCAGCUGCGAGAACCGCAAGGUCAGCUUCCACAUGGAGUACAGCUGCGGCACCGCGGCCAUCCGGGGCACCAAGGAGCUGGGGGAGGGCCAGCACUUCUGGGAGAUCAAGAUGACCUCGCCCGUCUAUGGCACUGACAUGAUGGUAGGCAUCGGGACGUCAGACGUGGACCUGGACAAGUACCACCACACGUUCUGCAGCCUUCUGGGCAGGGAUGAGGACAGCUGGGGCCUCUCCUACACAGGGCUCCUCCACCAUAAGGGCAACAAGACGAGCUUCUCCUCAAGGUUUGGCCAGGGCUCUAUCAUCGGCGUGCACCUGGACACUUGGCACGGGACGCUGACCUUCUUCAAGAACAGGAAAUGCAUAGGAGUGGCGGCCACCAAGCUGCAGAACAGGAAGUUCUACCCAAUGGUGUGCUCCACGGCAGCCAAGAGCAGUAUGAAGGUGAUCCGCUCCUGUGCCAGCACGACCUCCCUGCAGUACCUAUGCUGCUAUCGCCUGCGCCAGCUGCGGCCCAACUCUGGGGACACGCUUGAGGGCCUGCCCCUGCCACCUGGCCUAAAGCAGGUGUUGCGCAAUAAGCUGGGCUGGGUCCUGAGCAUGAACUACAGCCACCGCAAGCCCCCAGCGCCCUCGUCCAAGGCUGCAGCCCCAGCCAGUCCCAGCAGCCCCGAGGCCAGGCCCUGCCAGAGGAAGCGCUGCCGACGGACCUGACUUAUUUUCCAGUGACAACUGCCUUCUUGGGCUGGGAUGACUUUUCUCUCUGAACCUCCUGGCCACACUCCAGGGCAAUAGGAGAGGAGGAAAUUGAGGCAUCUGUCUGGGGCUGUCCUCCCACCUCCCACGAGGCCAGGACGACCCUUCCUACAGGGCUUCACGGCCACAGGCUGUUGAGUGUCAAGUCCACUGUACUGCCUACACCAGCUAGGGAUGCAGCAGCAGCCGUUCUCCAAGUCUCUGGAGCUGUAGCCCAAGCCCUUCUGAACUCAGAGCUGGGGCCCAGAAGGCUGCUGCUGUGGAAGAAGGGCCUUGCUGGAGCUCAGCAGAUGCUGUGCCUGCGGGGGCCUGGGUGUCUCCUAACUUGCUUUGCAUGUCGUCAACUGCUCUCUGUCACAGAGACUUAAGUGACCAUAAUAAAUGUAGAGUUUAAACACUG
Molecule: messenger RNA, 1739 nt
Organism: Galeopterus variegatus (Sunda flying lemur)
Lineage: Eukaryota; Metazoa; Chordata; Mammalia; Dermoptera; Cynocephalidae
Gene: SPSB3
Product: splA/ryanodine receptor domain and SOCS box containing 3
Exons: 7
Coding region: 230-1297 (355 amino acids)
Biological process (GO): proteasome-mediated ubiquitin-dependent protein catabolic process
Cellular component (GO): SCF ubiquitin ligase complex
Molecular function (GO): protein binding
Source: RefSeq, a predicted model, not a curated record